Messenger RNA from Xylaria bambusicola, 1605 nucleotides. RefSeq names its product putative MFS transporter. The record is from RefSeq and is a predicted model, not a curated record. The transcript has 9 exons. The coding region runs from base 1 to 1605 and encodes 534 amino acids. Gene Ontology annotation, biological process: transmembrane transport. NCBI's taxonomy places the organism in Eukaryota, Fungi, Ascomycota, Sordariomycetes, Xylariales, Xylariaceae. Gene Ontology annotation, molecular function: transmembrane transporter activity.
AUGAGUCGCACCACUGAGGAAAACAGGCAUCAUCUAGUCCACAGCCAUGCCCAUGAAGAAGAUGUGCCCGGGACGGUAAACCUCAAUGCGGCCGAGGGUGACGAUACUGGAUAUGGUCAAGCACUUUUUCCGGUCCCUGCAGAAGACCCCAAUGACCCUCUACAGUGGUCGAACUUCAAGAAGACAAUGAUUUUGAUAAUAUGUUCAUUCUAUUCCUUCCUGGCGAACUCCGCACUUCUUGGACCAUCGCCCUACAUCGACCUUUGGGCAUCGGAAUUUGGCAUUUCUCCUACCCAGGCGUCCGAACUCAUUUCAUACCCUAACCUCGCUUUUGGCUUCGGGUCAUUAGUGUUUGUGCCAUUGUACUUGAAGUUCGGACGUAGACCCAUCUUACUGGUAUCUCUUAUCAUAUUCUGUGGCGGAAUCAUCGGUGCUUCACAGAGCACUACAUAUGGUGGUCUGAUGGCUUCUCGAGUGAUCCACGCCCUUGGCUCCUGUGUCUGCGAGGCACUCCCGGUUCAGUUGGUAAAUGACAUCUUUUUCCUACAUGAACGGGGCGAGAGGAUUGGCUACUACACAGUUUGUCUUUGUUUGGGGUCGGCCGCGUCGUUACCAGCAGGCUAUAUCUUGGCGGGGGGCUAUGGUUGGCAACUUUUCUUCUAUGUUGUGUUCGCAUUUGGCGCCACAUUACUCAUACUGGCCUUUCUCUUUGUUGAAGAGACCUCGUAUGACCGCAAAGCAGCCAUGAUUAUGUCAACGGCACCGACGGAGGAAGAAAAGGCCAAUCAGGGUUGGAUAGAGCGGUCAGAUGCGCCAACUCCGCCUCGCAAAUCAUUCGUUAAGACUCUCAGCCCCUGGGGUAGAGUCGACCGUGAUGUUCCAUUUUUCACAAUGAUGGCAAGAAGCUUCACCUACUUUCUAGUACCCCAAGCGCUUUGGGUCAUCGCCUCCUAUGGUAUUAACAUUGGCUUAUUGGGGCUCGCAUAUUCGUACACCUUUCCAAUUCUCAUCACAUCACCACCUUACAACUGGACUGUGAUCAAUUCCGGUUUAUUCGCGAUAGCUGCCCUCGUAGGGUAUGCACUUGCCGUGCCAUUCACGUCAUCAUCUGAUAAACUUGCCGCUUACUUGACCAAACGCAACGGCGGGAUUCGUGAAGCAGAAAUGCGUCUAGGGGUUAUGUUGCCUGCAAUGCUGAUUGGGCCGGCUGGCAUUAUCCUGUACGGCAUCAUAGCCGAGAAGAGUCUGCAUUGGGUGCUCUACUUCAUUGGGGGAGCAAUGUCGUACUUUGCCGCUUACUUUUAUUUCUCCUUCACACUUGCAUAUGCUGUGGACUCAUAUAGCUCGAACUUCUCUGAGAUGAUAAUAGCCAUGAACCUUGGUAAACAGGUCAUUUCUUUCGGAUUCGGCCUGAAAGUACUCACCUGGGUAAUGGAGAGUGGCUAUGCAGUGGUUCUGUCGGGUAUUUUUGGAGGGGUGUUGUUAGCAAACAACCUCUUUCUGCUUGUUUUCAUGUUUUGGGGAAAAGACAUUAGGAUAUUCAUGUCCCGGACGUGGCUGGCGACGUUACAUUCUUCGAGCAUCAAGGAGGUUGUCACUCACUGA